Molecule: messenger RNA, 921 nt
Organism: Eufriesea mexicana
Lineage: Eukaryota; Metazoa; Arthropoda; Insecta; Hymenoptera; Apidae
Product: dipeptidase 1
Exons: 8
Biological process (GO): proteolysis
Molecular function (GO): metallodipeptidase activity
Source: RefSeq, a predicted model, not a curated record
UUUUGGUCUGCCUACGUUCCAUGCGGUGCGGCACAGUUGAAUGCGGUUCAACUUUCUUUGGAACAGAUCGACGUGAUCCGCCGGCUCGCCGAGAUGAAUGCUCAACAUUUAACUUUGGUUACCUCCGUCAAAGGUCUUAUCGAGGCGCAUCGAGAAGGCAAAAUCGCAAGUCUCAUCGGGGUGGAAGGUGGUCACUCCCUAGGGAAUUCCCUGGGUGUUCUCAGGACAUUUUACGGCCUGGGCGCGAGAUACCUUACCUUGACGCAUGCUUGCGAUACUUCCUGGGCAGUCUGUUCAGUUGGCGAGACGAACAAUACCCAGGAUUCGACGCCAGGCCUCAGUGAGUUCGGAAAGGCAGUUGUCAGGGAGCUAAACAGACUGGGAAUGCUAGUGGAUCUCUCUCAUGUCUCAACAAGGACUAUGAGGGCGGCCCUGCAGACGACGAGGGCACCGGUGAUUUUCUCUCACAGCGCUGCCAGAGCACUCUGCAAUUCCAAUAGAAACGUGCCGGACGACGUGCUUAGAAAUCUGGCUAAAAAUGGCGGCGUGGCUAUGGUUCCGUUUUAUACAUACUUCAUAACGUGCAACAGUACAGCCACAAUAAAAGACGUUAUUGCACACAUCAAUCACAUUCGAAAGGUGGCUGGGAUCGAUCACGUUGGAAUAGGAGCUGGCUUCGACGGGAUAAAUUUUACCACUACCGGCUUGGAGGAUGUUUCGAGGUAUCCGCAAUUGUUGGCCACCCUGCUCGAGGAUCCAACAUGGACGGAGGACGACAUUAAGAAGUUAGCUGGCCUCAAUUUGCUGAGGGUAUUCGCUAAAGUCGAGCAGGUGCGCGACGAAUGGCACAGAGCGGCAGUUUUGCCAGUAGAGAAGAUCAGCCCACCUGACCACUCAGCCUGCGUCUACGGAGCGUCUUGA